UAUCUAUUUCCCAUUCCACCUAGUGGUACCCUUGUCUGGGAGACUAGAUAUUAUCGUUUCUCGCCUUAAACUUGGCUAUCCGUCAUCGUCCAUCUACCCGUUCUUCUAUACUUGUGCUUGUGAUAAAUAUCCUGGGACCAUCGACUACCCAUCUCUGUUAUCAUGUCAAACGACCGGUCAACAUCUCCCAUCUCCGUACCACCCCCUUCAUCGCGCCAGCGUCGAGCAUCUCUGGCAUCCGGGAUUUCCUUUUCAGAUUAUCUUUCGAGAUCCGGGAGUCAAGGGGCUGCUGGUGCACCACCUAGCUCUAUGGCCAAUACGGUCGCUGGCAGUCAGCCGAAUCAUGGACGACGACUGUCGAUAACCACAUUGGGACUCUCUGGCUCCCCAACCCAAACUUCUCCCUUUGGGCCUCGACACAUCCGUCAUGGAAGUAUCUCUAGUUCCGUGGGAUCCAAUUCGGCAAACCCAGAGGAAGCCGUUGUGGAAGACAACGAAAAUGGACCUCCCAAUGCCACCCCUAGCUCUCCUUUCACUCGACGUCUCUCCUUUGGUGCGCAGGCAUUGCGUGAUGCCCGUGGAGGAAGCAUUGGUAAUGGUAGAUAUCCCUCUUCUGCAUCUCAGGCGGCUGGAGGGCGGCGCAAUUCGUCGUUAGCCAGCCCUCCCUCUGCCCCUAACCCCACAAACUCAACUGUUGCAAGUACAUACAAAGCCUUUCCCCAGAACGAUAGAUCUAACCCGUCUUGGCGACAAGUAGGCGAAGGCUUCAACUGGUCUGAGGCCUUGCGGACUCGGGCCGAGCGAGCGCCGUCUUUGGGCGUUGUAUCGCCUAAUUCACCUCAAAACCAGCAUGCAGUCAAUAUGGGCAACCAGAAUCACCAUCAGAGGGCUGCUUCGAUUGCCUCAAUGGAGCAGCCAGCUCGAGAGAUGCCAAAACAGCCCAAGCAGAAUAAGCCUGAUUUCUUUCAGGAAAAGAUUCUUCGGGGUGAUUUCAUGGACUAAAGAUGAGGGCUGUUUUCUUGAUUAUAUCAUCUUUGCCUAACUGGUGUUUCAUUUGUCGCCCCUUUCCUUCUUUCCCUUAUUCCAUGUUGUCUUCGCUAUGUGCGUCAGAAUUAUGCUUUAUUUCGUUGUACUUUUUUUUGUCCUUCCCUUUCGGGGAAAAGCACUGAAAAGCCGUGAGUUUCCUUGUCCAAAUCAGAAAAGA
Molecule: messenger RNA, 1204 nt
Organism: Aspergillus neoniger CBS 115656
Lineage: Eukaryota; Fungi; Ascomycota; Eurotiomycetes; Eurotiales; Aspergillaceae
Exons: 1
Coding region: 163-1002 (279 amino acids)
Source: RefSeq, a predicted model, not a curated record